Molecule: messenger RNA, 3691 nt
Organism: Ornithorhynchus anatinus (platypus)
Lineage: Eukaryota; Metazoa; Chordata; Mammalia; Monotremata; Ornithorhynchidae
Gene: NUS1
Product: NUS1 dehydrodolichyl diphosphate synthase subunit
Exons: 5
Coding region: 35-835 (266 amino acids)
Cellular component (GO): dehydrodolichyl diphosphate synthase complex; endoplasmic reticulum membrane
Molecular function (GO): ditrans,polycis-polyprenyl diphosphate synthase [(2E,6E)-farnesyl diphosphate specific] activity
Source: RefSeq, a predicted model, not a curated record
GGCGGCGCGAGGCCGGGUCGGGGCGGCGCGGAGCAUGACGGGCCCGUCGGCGCUGGCGUGGCGGUUGUUGCGCGCGCUGCUGGGCCUGUCCCGCGCGCUGCGGGGGUGGCUCCGCGCGCCCGCGCCCGCCCUCAGGACGCCCGCCCUCAGGACGCCCGCUCUCAGGCGGCUGGGCCGCCGCCGGGCCCCGGCCCUGCUCUCCCUCUCCUCGGCGGCGGCGGCGGCGGCGGCGUCGCCCCCGGCCCGGCUGCCCGCCCACGUGGGCCUGCUGGUGGCCGACGAGGAGCCCAGCUGCCCCGACCUGGCCGGCCUCGUCGUCUGGUGCCUCGCCGUGGGCAUCUCCUACGUCAGCGUCUACGACCACCACGGCAUAUUCAAAAGAAAUAAUUCCAGACUGAUGGAUGAAAUUUUAAAACAGCAGCAAGAAUUCCUGGAUCUGGAUUGUUCCAAGUAUUCGCAGGAGUUUGCAAAUAGGAAUGAAAAAGAAGAGCAAGUUUUAAAUUGCCAAUCAGCCGUGAAGGUGCUGUCUCCGGAGGACGGAAAAGCAGAUAUUGUGAGAGCAGCGCGGGACUUCUGUCAGUUAGUAGCUCAACAGCAAAAGAGGUCCACAGACAUGGAUGUGAAUGUCUUAGAUAACCUACUUAGUUCCGAUGGUUUCCCCGACCCUGAUUUAGUAUUAAAGUUCGGUCCUGUGGACAGCACAUUAGGAUACCUUCCCUGGCACAUCAGAUUGACAGAGAUUGUCUCUCUGCCUUCACACCUCGACGUCAGCUACGAAGACUUCCUCUCAGCCCUCCACUGCUACGCCGCGUGCGAGCAGCGCCUGGGAAAAUGAGCCCACCCCCGGCCCCACCACCCCACUGAACAACUUGAAUCCAGACUCUUGGAAGAGAGGCCGCAACGCCGCUGUUGUUUACAGGCACUUGCGAUGAAGCAGUCGUCCUCUCUCUUUAUCUCUGUCUCUCUCUCCCCCCCUUUCCGCCCUCCUCACCCCUCAUCUUUCCCGAUCCUCUCCUUAAUUUAUCCACAAACUCAGAAAGUGUCUUCGAGGCGAGCGCAGGUCUGGGGAGCCUCUGCGCACCCUGGAGGCAUAGGACGAUAAAUUGAUUGGCGAUUCGGAAGUUGGGGGUGUGCACGGACCUGCAGUUUUGAGCAGAGACACUGUUUAAGCGUAUGAAAUGUAGGCUUCUCUUGGCCUCAGCUCCUUCCCUGUUUUUGUGGGGAGGGCAGAAGGUGAUUGGGGUUAUUUGGGUGUUUUUUUUGUUGUUGUUGGGGGAAGGUGGGGGAGGGCUUUGCUUUCCUAGUGACCAAAACUUUUUCAGUUGCAAGAAUCAUGAAAUGACUCUCGAGCUGGGAGUCUUCUCAGUUUGGAAAAUCUCCCAGAAAACGGUUUCUUUCGGGUGUCGCUUCCACUCCAAGCAAGCUCAUCUCCAGAGCCGAGAGGAAACUUGAGUCUCAGUUGUCCGUCCGUUUCUGUCCUUCGCAUCGUGAUCAAACAGCGUCACUUUGGUGGUGUUAGCCCUGGGGUGAGAGUCAAUAAAGUAUAUUGCUACUUUUUUUUAAUUUUUUUAUUUUUAAAUGUUAAAUUCAGAAGUCAACAAGUGAUCAGUUCUGGACUGAGAAGGUGGAAGUUUCCAGUUCAUGAAAGGACGGUUGUCUUUCUGUUCCUUUAUUGCUUUUUUGAGCAGGGUGCUGAUUCUAACCUGUGCAGUUAAUUCCAAAAAUCUCUUUCCCUCUUAAAAUCGGCUGUCUCUGUCAUUUAGAAAUAACAAGCAAGCGUCUGUGUCCUCUUCUUUUCUUUGAAAGUCUACCCUCCACCUCCAGAAAUAUUCCUCUGCACCAAUGAUGAAGUGGUGGCAUGUUUUGUCUUCUGUAAAUGGAACUUGAUUUUUAUAUUGCACUGGUUGGGGGAGUUUUAAUUAGAAUUACUUUUCAAGGGGUUGAGACAUCAGUAGAUGGUAUACGACCCAAGACUUUAAUGAAAUUAAGACUUCAUUAUAUGCUUCAUUUUUAAAGAAAAGAUGAAGAAGCACCGACUCUAUUUUAUUGUGAAAAUUAGGGAUUAUCUAUUUUAUAGGCCUACAAUCAUUGUCGUUUGCCCUCCCUUUCUCCCCGCUACUAUUUAAGAAGGCCUCCGUCACUAUGUCGCGGCUCAGAUGAGCUGUGGAUAUUUCGAACAGAGGCUCUGACAGUAAACGUUCACUUCUCGUCUUUCAAUCGUAUCUUUGGAACUGGGCCAUUAUUGGAAAUCCCGGUUUCAGAAGUCUGUCUAAUAGGGCCUGCAGAGCGUUUGAGGCUUCUUGAGAAAUUGGCUUGAAAUUGCUCUUCAGGUUCUGAGGUUGGAGGCAGUGAAGUGGGAAUGUAGUCCCAACAUGCAGUAAUCAAACUCCUGAUUAUGAUUUUUGAAAUGCCCUUGAAAUAAAAACCUUUAAACCAAAAUGCGAUCAAGUACUCUAUUACUUUGCCCUUCACCCCUCCUGGGAGGCCGACCGGUUCUGUGUUCACGUGCCGCUGAAAGUCUUGUCUCGUUGGAAGAUACAUCACGAGCCUCUUCCUCUUCAGAUAAUACAGACCCGGUUGGCCCGCCAAGACCGAUUUCUAGAUGUGUAUCUCGAGUUUUGUAUCUUCGUUAAGGAUUGGAUUAUUCUUGUGCUCUAGGGCCGAGCUGGAAAUACCGUAAGCGGUCCUUAACAAGGGAACCUGGAGGGAAUGGUAGUAAGUGAUGCCGUUGGAAUGAACCAGUAAAUAAAACAGAUAGGAAAGCGCAUUCCACGUUGAGGAGGGUGAAGGCUCUAACACCUAAGUCGCUGAAGGGAUCGUGUUUGCGGCGCGUUUUGAGUCUCUUGUCUGCUCUCUCCCUUUCUCAAGUCCUAAUGCGUUUUCCCAUCCCAGGAAGCCCAUAAACUGUAAACUCAUGAAUCGAUCUAUUCCUUGGGAAGCGCUCUGACCGGGUGGUUUUUCACUGAGUUCACGUCUAAGGCAGCUCCGCAGGUGUCUAUCUCCUUGUUUCUAAUCCAAACCAACUGAACGAUUGAGUCCUUUUGCCUGACAUCCCAGAGAGGAAAGAAUGGCAUUUUGGGGGCCUUUAAAAAUGUUUAAUGCCUUAUUUUGGAAUAAUAAAGACAGUUGUCUAAAAGAUAAAAUCAGUCGGCAAUGCCAAGGACACCUCCCUAGAGUGCAGUGAAGGGAUUAAGGCAUCCUGGGGACUGGUGGUCAGGGAGAGAGCUGAAAAUCUGUAUUUGGUUCCCGUUUCCAUCUCGGUGUCCUCGUUCCCCUCCGUUUCAAUUUGACUUUCACACGCUGAGUUGCGGAAGUGGAUGUGGGGAAUCUGUGUGUGCUUCUACUCGUGCGUUCCUCCAUGCUGUAACUAAAGGGAAAAAGCCCAGCCGAAGGAGGCAGGCCGGCGAUUUCAUCCUGUCGAGCGGCGCCAAACUCACUGUGCGUAUCUAACACCUCGGCGUUUGAAUGUCCUGGUUCCGGUAAUAAUCCUCCCCCCCCUCGUCCUGUGAAAUGGUAUCCCUGUGUAGAGGUGAAAAUACGGACCGUCGUGAACAUCUGUUUGACUUUGGCAAUGUGUAAAUAAUGUGUAAAGCCAGUUUUUAUGAUUAAAGAAUCAACCUGAUGAAAUUUUAUUAUUAAAAGUUGAACCUGUAAGGACAAAGAAGCCAAUAAAAAAAAGAAUUUAAUGUUU